This is a messenger RNA of Drosophila bipectinata, 1327 nucleotides long. It is a transcript of the gene Rh3, whose product is annotated as Rhodopsin 3. NCBI's taxonomy places the organism in Eukaryota, Metazoa, Arthropoda, Insecta, Diptera, Drosophilidae. Gene Ontology annotation, biological process: cellular response to light stimulus; phototransduction; visual perception. Gene Ontology annotation, molecular function: G protein-coupled photoreceptor activity. Gene Ontology annotation, cellular component: plasma membrane. The record is from RefSeq and is a predicted model, not a curated record.
GACCGGAGCAUGGGCAUGGAGUCCGUCAACGUGUCGUCGAGUAUUUUCGCCAACGUGUCCACCGCACUGCGGCCGGAGGCGCGUCUUUCUGCCGAGACGCGCCUUCUGGGCUGGAAUGUUCCGCCGGAGGAACUUCGCCACAUCCCGGAGCACUGGCUUACAUAUCCGGAGCCACCAGAAUCGAUGAACUAUCUGCUGGGCACGCUCUACAUAUUCUUCACAAUUAUGUCGAUGAUCGGCAAUGGUCUUGUCAUCUGGGUCUUUACGGCGGCCAAGUCGCUGAGAACUCCGUCAAAUAUUUUAGUAAUCAAUCUGGCCUUUUGUGAUUUCAUGAUGAUGAUCAAGACACCGAUAUUCAUCUACAACAGCUUUCAUCAGGGCUACGCCCUGGGCCACUUGGGCUGUCAGAUAUUCGGAAUAAUUGGAUCCUACACGGGGAUCGCUGCUGGUGCCACAAAUGCCUUCAUCGCCUACGAUCGUUUCAAUGUGAUUACGCGGCCCAUGGAGGGCAAGAUGACCCACGGCAAGGCGAUCGCCAUGAUUAUAUUCAUCUACAUGUACGCCACUCCCUGGGUGGUGGCCUGCUACACGGAAACCUGGGGCCGAUUUGUCCCGGAAGGCUACCUGACCUCUUGCACCUUUGACUAUCUGACCGAUAACUUCGAUACGCGCCUCUUUGUCGGCUGCAUAUUUUUCUUCAGCUUCGUGUGUCCCACCACGAUGAUCACCUACUACUACUCCCAGAUUGUCGGCCAUGUUUUCAGCCAUGAAAAGGCCCUGAGGGACCAGGCCAAGAAGAUGAACGUGGAAUCGCUGCGCUCGAAUGUCGACAAGAACAAGGAGACGGCCGAGAUCCGAAUCGCCAAGGCGGCCAUAACCAUUUGCUUCCUGUUCUUCUGCUCCUGGACCCCGUACGGUGUUAUGUCCCUGAUCGGAGCCUUUGGGGACAAGAGCCUGCUGACACCGGGUGCCACGAUGAUCCCGGCCUGUGCCUGCAAAAUGGUGGCCUGCAUCGAUCCAUUCGUGUAUGCCAUAAGCCAUCCCAGAUACCGCAUGGAGCUGCAGAAGCGCUGUCCCUGGCUGGCCAUCAACGAGAAGGCACCAGAAUCCUCGGCAGUCGCCUCUACCAGCACCACCCAGGAGCAGCAGCAGACCACCGCCGCCUAAAGGACAUUCUCUUUAAAACCAAAACGAUGACGAACUAAACCGCCAACGAUCUUGUAAUAUAAAGUGCCACGGGAAAAAAAGUGUAUAAAAACAAUCGGUGCAAAAGCCACUGACACUCUAACUAAUGUGACUAUUAUUGUAUUAUUUGAAGUAGUUGUUU